This is a messenger RNA of Plasmodium gallinaceum, 5106 nucleotides long. Its product is annotated as ubiquitin-protein ligase, putative. Gene Ontology annotation, biological process: protein polyubiquitination; ubiquitin-dependent protein catabolic process. Bases 1 to 5106 code for a protein of 1701 amino acids. The transcript has a single exon. The record is from RefSeq and is a predicted model, not a curated record. Gene Ontology annotation, molecular function: ubiquitin protein ligase activity. Lineage: Eukaryota; Apicomplexa; Aconoidasida; Haemosporida; Plasmodiidae.
AUGUUUAAUGGAGAAAGUAAAAAUAGAAGGAUUAACUUAAGUGGGAAAAAACAUGUUAUACUUAAUAAAGAUUGCUUUAUUGAAAAGGCUAAAAAAGAAAAAGAAAUAAAUCUAACUUUAACAAAAAGAAAAAAUGCUUUUAAAGUUAUAGCACUAUAUUUUAGUUAUAAAAAAUUUAUAGAAAAUAGAAGAAAAGAAAUAGACAAUGUUCUUUCGAAAAGAAUAAACGAUGUAAUUUUAUUAGAAAAAAUAGUAUCACCAGAUGUUUAUAGACAAGCUUUACAAAUAUGCUUAUAUGAAUUUUCAGUGCAAUCUACAUUUCUUUAUUCAGAGCUAAACUGCUAUAAUCAUUAUAAGUAUAUGAAAUUUGAUAAGAUAUAUGCACCAAUAGGAAAAUUAUUAGAUAUACUGAAGUUAUAUAAUAAAAUCGAUAAUAUAGAUGAUAAUAUAGAUGAUAAUAUAAAUCUGAAUAGUCAAAUAAAUAAUAAGAAAAAAGUGAAUAAUAGUCAAUUAAAUCUUUAUAAUGAAAAUGAAAAUAAAAACGACGACAAAAAUAUAUAUAUAAAAUUAAAUAAAGAAAACUCAGAAGAAAAAAAAAAUAAUAAGGAUAUUUGUAACCUUGUAAUAAAAAACAAAUUCUAUUAUAGACAUAAAAAAGAAAUAAAAAUUUUAAUAAAUCAUUUAGACAUUUUAUUAGGAAAUUAUUACAUGUGUAACUUAAAUAUAUAUAAUGAAUUUUAUAAAAAGGAAAAAACAGUAAAUGACCAAAAUUAUAUGCGUGAUUGUAGUAAUAAAAAAAAAAAAAAUGAUAUAAACUUAAUUUCACAUUUGUAUUAUAUAUAUAAUUUUGUAUUAAAUAAUUCCUUUAAUGAGGAAUUGGCAGAAAAACUAAAAAUGAAAGAAAACAAAAAUAUGAUCAGUGGUAAUGAUGAGAUAAUUUUGUCAUUAAAAAAAAUUGGUGAAUAUAUUAUUUUAAAUAUAGAAGGAUUAAUUACUGUUAUAAAAAAAAUUUAUUUAUCUUACAAGGAUAAAAAUAUUAUUAUGUUUGAUUCUAUAAAACUAAUGAUGUAUAUAUGUGAUAUGAUAUUUUUGUAUUUUUAUAUAAUAAAAAUAAAAGGAAAUGAUUUUAAGAAAGAUUAUAUAAUUGAUUUAAAGUAUAAAAUUAAUUUGCUUUUAAAUUUUUUAUUAUUAAAUAUACCUUUCAUAAAAGAUCAUUAUUAUCUAUUUUUAUCUUUUUUUAAAUAUCAGAUAUAUGAAAUAUUUAUGUGCAACAUCGAAUUAAAGAAUGAAUUAAAAAUACUAAAAGGUUUAUUAAUAAUAAUUAUUAAAAAUACCUACAAAGAUAUAGACAUAAUGAAAGAAUUAGUUUAUAAUUAUGUGAACGUAAAGAUAUGCAAUAAUAAAUUUCAUUUAUUAAACCAAAAAUCAUUUGACAAUAAAAAUAUAUCAGGAGUUAAUUUAUUUAAAAAUUUACUUCUUUUUGUUCAUUUUAACAAGGAAUUAUUAGAUGAUAAUGUUUUAAAUAUUUUAUUAGAACUUUAUUUACUUUUGCCAUUUGAUUAUCACCCAUAUAUUUACAUGGUUAAUAACGUUAAAAAUAAUGUAGAUGAAAAAUAUAAUUCUAACGACAUGCAUAUAUAUGAUGUUUUAAAUGAUCAAACAAAAAUAAAAAAUGAAUUAUCAGUUAACAAAUUAGUUGAUAAAGAUAAUAAAAUAUUAAAUAAUAAAAAUAAAAAUGGGAAAUAUUUAGAAAUGGGUUAUUAUUACAAUAAAAAUAUAAUUGAUUCUCUUAUAUAUAUAUGCAAAAAGUCAUUUUUUAAGAAAUUAGAUGCAUUAUUAUUUCUUUUAUUACCAUUUAGAAGUAUACAUAUACAUAUAUAUGAAGAUUAUAGAAAUUAUUAUGACUAUAUAAAAAAUAUAAAUAAGAGUUCAUAUGUUUCUACUAAUGUAAAUUAUGAGAGUAUUAAUCUUAAAAAAAAAAUAUACGAAUAUCAGAGUUUAGAUAAUAAUAAUAAUAAUAAUUUUUCAAGUUGUAGUAAUAUGCAUAGGAGUUCUGUAUUUAAUAACUUAAUUAAUUUUAGUGAAAAUAAAAAUAAAAACUUUUUAAAAAUUUCUAAUACUACACAAAGAAACUCAAAUAUAAAUCAACUUUCUAAUAAUAGUUUUUUUUUUUCCUUAAAUAAUUUAAUUAGUAAAAGAGAGAAAAAAGGAAAAGGGUAUGAUAUGAUUAAUAAUGAAAUUUUAUUAAGAAUAAAAAAAAUAUUAGUUUCUCAUAAUAUUCACAUAUACUUAAUAAAAAAAAUAUAUUUAUUCUGGUUUUAUGAUUGCAAAUCAAAUGACACCUUAUUUUUUAGGAAAUUGUUGGCAUUUCCCUACUUUGAUAACACUUGUAUAUCUAUAUAUUUUUCUUCUUUUUGUUUUCUUUUAUAUUAUUAUAUUAUAGUUAAUAUGUAUAAUAAAUUAAUAGAUAUAAAAAAUUACAAAUAUACAAAAAAUUUUAUGAUGAAUAAAUGUUUUAAAAAAGUGUGUAAACUUUUAGUAUUAUCAUUAUGGGUAGUGUUAAAAGGAUCUAUAAACACAAUUCAUUACGAAUUAAUAAAUAGAGAUUCUAGUGAGAAAAAUAAACACAUUGAGAAAAUAGAAGAAAUUGCUGAUGAAGAUAUAUAUAAUGAUGAAGAUGAAGAAUAUGAAAGGGAAAUGAAUGAAAAAGAAGAAGAAAAUAUAGAGAAAAUAGAAAAUUCUGAACUUUCUGAAUCUAAUUUUGAUUUAUCUGUAUUAAAUUUUGAGAAGAUAGAAAUAUCUUUUGAUAAAGAAAAGAAUAUAUUUAAUUUCAGUAAAGAAUUAACAAAUGACAUAAUAUUAAAUGAAAAUAAAGAAAAAAUAGAAAAUUAUAAAAAAGGAACACAAAAUAUUAAUAAAGAAGAAAAUAACCAAAUUAAUAAUAAUGAUAUUUAUAAUAGUAGUAAUAAUUAUAAGAAUGAUGAAGAUAAUUUUAUGAGUUCUAACAUUAAUAAAAUUCUAGAUGAUAUUGAUAAUUUAGAUAAAUUUAGUAAUUUAAAUGAAAAUAAUUAUGACAUUGAUAACAAUAUUAAUGAAAAUAAUAAAUUAUAUAUUAAUUAUGACAUAUAUGAUAAUAUAAAGAAUAAUAAUAAUUUAAGUAAUAAAAAUUACAAUGAUUCAUCAUAUACAUCCAAUAUGAUUAACUAUUAUUUAUACAAUAAUGAUAACAAAGGAUUGAGUUAUGUUUUACCCUUAUUGUUAAAAAAGUUAUAUAAAGUUAAUAGUUAUAUAAAUAUAUUAGAGGAAGAUUUUUUUGUAAUAAAAGAAACAUAUAAUUUAUUAAAAAAUAGAUUUAAUAUAAUAGGAGAAAGUAAUAAUAUAAAUUACAACAGUAAUAGUUAUGAUGAGGAUUCUUCAUUAUUUAUAGAAAAAAAUGACAUUUAUUUAAAUAAUAACAUAAAGUAUGUUAAUGUAUUAGCUAACUAUUUAUUAAAAAAUGCUCCUUUUACCUUACCAUUUGAUGAUAGAAUAUUAAUAUUUUAUCAUUUUCGUAAUAAAAGUAAAGAAAAUAUAAGAGAUGAUUCAAGAUAUAAUUUUCUUGAAAAUAAACAUAAUUUAAUUAGAAGAACAAAUAUAUUAGAAGAUGCUUUUAUCACCUUACAUGCAUUAGAUUCUGUUCAACUAAAACAAAAUAUUAGAAUAGCCUUUAUUGAUAAAAAUGGAAAUGAAGAAACGGGUAUAGAUGGAGGGGGAUUAUUUAAGGAAUUUAUUAUUUUAUUAUGUAGAGAAGUAUUUCAUAAUAAUUUUAUUUUAUUUCAGAAUAUUAAAAACAACACACUAUUUCCAAAAACAUAUAACAAAAAUGAUAAUUUAAAUUUAUAUGAAUUUUCAGGAAAAAUAGUAGGAAAAGCUAUCUACGAAAGAAUAUUAAUUGAAUCUGUUUUCAAUAAAGUUUUUUUAAAUCUCUUAUUAUUCGAUGAUAUUGAUAUAAAUGACUUAUAUUUUAUUGAUGAAAAUAUUUUUAAUAGUUUGUUAUAUAUUCAAAAUACAAAUGAUGUAGAAAAUUUAUCUCUAACCUUUUGUAUAUAUGAAAAAAAAUGUCCAGAUGAUAACAUAAAGAAAUAUGAAGAAAUAAAAAAUUAUUUCAAUUUAUUAAGUAAAAAUAUAUUGAAUAACAAUAAUAGAAAUAAUGUGAACAAUCUCCUCACGCAAAAUACCUUUCAUUAUGCAAAUAUGAAUAAUUUUUUUAAUAUUAUUGAUAACUUGGAUGUUUUAAUUAAUACACUCAAUAGAAAUCUUUCUUCAUUUUCCCAAAAUAAUUUUUAUGUAGACAAUCCUUAUUUCACUAAUAGCGCUAGCAUAUUAUCAAAUAGAAAUAUGACGAAUUUAAACAUAACAAACGAAAAUAGAGAAAACACAAAUUUAACAAACACAAAUACAAAUGAUAAAGAAAAUAAUAUCUCAAAUAUUAACGAAAAUAAUGUUAAUUAUUUUCCAAAUGAAAAUGAUGAAAAUUUAAUUAAUACAAAUUUUACUAAAGAAGAUUUAGAAUGUAUUGACUUAAUUGAAAAUGGGCGUAAUAUAAUUGUUAAUGAUAAAAAUAAAAAAUUAUAUAUAAAAUUAUAUAUAAAUUAUAAAUACAACAAAUUAAUAAAAAAAAAAACUGAAUAUUUUUUAAAAGGUUUAUCUCAAUUAAUUCCAACCAAAUGGUUUAAACUAUUUAGUCCAAAUGAAUUAAAAACAUUAAUAUCGGGAAAUGAUAAAUGUUUCGAUGUAGAUGAUUUAAGAAGAAAUGUUGUAUAUGGUGGUGGUUAUAAUGAAAAUAGUCAGACUGUUUUAUAUUUAUUUGAUAUUUUAAAAAAUUUUUCACCGAAAGAAAAAAGUUUGUUUCUUAUGUUUGUAACUAGUUGUUCUAGAUCCCCUUUAUUAGGUUUUCAAGAACUCAAUCCUAAAUUUUGUAUAUUCAGAGUAAGAGAUUAUAAUAGAUUACCAACUGCAUCUACUUGUGUGAAUUUAUUGAAAUUACCUGAUUAUUUAUCAAAAGAAAUUUUAUACAAAAAUUUAAUAACAGCUAUAAAUGAUACACAAGGUUUUGAUUUAAGCUAA